AUGGGCGAUGAGUGGCGAUCAAGGCGACGUCUGGCGGGAAGCCCGUAUUUCGCUAGACAAUAUUACGGAAGUAUAUCAGUACGGCCAAGUAAGCGACCACGUGGCAAGCGACCGAGAAGUCGAUGUCCGAGACCAUCCAUCUCUAACGGCCGAGUGAAAAUAAGAGGAAGGGGACGCAUAGCGAGAUUCCGAUGUCGGAAGCGUUUCUAUCUCAUAGGGAGCCAAUACAUAUCGUGCAUCACUCGGAAAUGGUCGCAGCCGCCUCCAGUGUGCGCUAGUCCGCGAUGCGAAGCGCCCCCUACACCGCGAUUUGCCGUCGUUAUGCGGCACUAUGAGGGCGCCAUGUUGGAGUACAGGUGCCAGCCAGGCAGCAACCUGACAGGAGCAGCGGUGCUCGUCUGUGACGGCUCAUCAUGGAACGGCACGGCCCCGACGUGCGAGGAGGCGUUCCCGGAUGCGAGUUAUAACUGUAGCUUCGAGCAAGGUUACUGCGGCUGGACGCACGGACUCUUCGAUGAUUUUCAGUGGCAGCGGAUUCAGCACAGUGCCCCGUCCAAGCCCGUAGGAACUGGACCCAGCUUCGAUCACACACUAGGUGUCGACCAAAGCGGGUUAUUACGUGGUACAUGGAGUGAGUAGGCGUACCUCAGCAGCC
This is a messenger RNA of Priapulus caudatus, 655 nucleotides long. RefSeq names its product C4b-binding protein beta chain-like. The coding region runs from base 1 to 639 and encodes 212 amino acids. Lineage: Eukaryota; Metazoa; Priapulida; Priapulimorpha; Priapulimorphida; Priapulidae. The record is from RefSeq and is a predicted model, not a curated record. The transcript is spliced from 5 exons. Gene Ontology annotation, cellular component: membrane.